This is a messenger RNA of Enhydra lutris kenyoni (northern sea otter), 3282 nucleotides long. RefSeq names its product iporin-like. Lineage: Eukaryota; Metazoa; Chordata; Mammalia; Carnivora; Mustelidae. Gene Ontology annotation, molecular function: protein binding. The record is from RefSeq and is a predicted model, not a curated record. The transcript is spliced from 11 exons. Gene Ontology annotation, cellular component: cytoplasmic vesicle. Bases 1 to 2790 code for a protein of 929 amino acids.
AUGACUGGAAUAGGAAGACAGAGAAGAAAGACCUUGAAGUCCAGGUACCUACACCAGGAGCUGCUUCUGGAGGGUGGUGAGGCCCAGUGCAUCAUGGGUGAGAUGCCCAUAUGUGUGCCCGAACUGGAACUUAUACCCUGUAUGGACAAGAGAGUCACAUCACUUGUAGCCAGUGGCAUGGAGAGUCAUUUAUUUCUCAACCAGUUUCUAAGCCCUCUAAAAUCCAGUCACAACUUCUCACUGGUCUGUCUCUCUGAUUCUUCCUUCAUCACUGUUGCCACAGGGGGUGGUGCGGACAGCCGACCAGUCCUUCGCUACAGCAAGGAGCAGAGGCCAACCACGCUGCCCAUCCAGCCCUUCGUGUUCCAGCACCACUUCCCAAAGCAGUUGGCCAAGGCCCGUGCCCUCCAUAGCCUUUCCCAGCUCUACGGCCUCUCUGGCUGCAGCCGUGCACAGCAGCCUGCCCCACUGGCUGCCCCCACUGCUCAAGUCCCAGCCUUAGCUCCCUCAGGGGAGUCACAGGCACCUGCCAACAGAGGUGCCAGGAAAGCUGGGCCUGAGCCAGAAACCUCACGCCCAUCACCCCUGGGUAGCUACUCCCCCAUCCGCAGUGCUGGCCCCUUUGGGCCCAGCACCGACUCUUCUGCUUCCACCUCGUGCUCCCCUCCAGAGCAGGCCACAGCCACAGAAAGCCCACCCCCAUGGAGCCGCUCCUGUCCUCCUGUUGCCCGGCCUGCCACCUCCCAGCAGCCACAGAAGGAGGAUCAGAAGCUACUGACCUUGGCUGAGUACCGUCUCCAUGGAACAGGAAGCUUGCCUCCUCUGGGCUCCUGGAGAUCUAGCCUCAGUCGAGCAGAAAGCCUAGCCCGGGGAGGUGGUGAGGGCAGCAUGGCCUCCAGGCCCAAUAACGCCAACCACCUAUCCCCUCAAGCACUCAAGUGGCGGGAAUACAGGAGGAAGAAUCCACUAGGGCCACCUGGAUUGUCAGGGAGCCUAGACCGAAGGCCACAGGAUGCUCGGCUGGCCCGAAGGAACCCCAUCUUUGAGUUCCCUGGCUCCUUCAGUGCUGCUGGCCAUCUGAACUGCCGGCUGAAUGGUCAAAUAGUGAAGCCAUUACCACUGACCUGCCCUGACUUCCAAGAUCCCUUUUCCUUGACUGAGAAGCCUCCAGCUGAGUUUUGUCUGUCCCCAGAUGGCAACUCAGAGGCCAUUUCCAUUGACCUGCUUCAGAAAAAAGGGCUGGUGAAGGCGGUUAACACUGCCGUGGACCUCAUCGUGGCCCAUUUUGGCACAAGCCGGGAUCCUGGGGUGAAGGCAAAGCUGGGGAACAGUUCUGUGAGCCCCAAUGUGGGCCACCUGGUUCUGAAGUACUUGUGCCCUGCAGUCCAGGCUGUGCUGGAGGAUGGGCUCAAGGCCUUCGUGCUAGAUGUCAUCAUUGGGCAACGCAAGAACAUGCCGUGGAGUGUGGUUGAGGCUUCCACACAGCUAGGCCCGUCCACCAAGGUCCUACAUGGCCUCUACAACAAGGUCAGCCAGUUCCCAGAACUCACCAGUCACACCAUGCGUUUCAACGCCUUCAUUCUCGGCCUGCUGAACAUCCGGUCCCUGGAGUUCUGGUUUAAUCACCUCUAUAACCAUGAAGAUAUCAUCCAGACCCACUACCAACCAUGGGGCUUCCUGAGUGCAGCGCAUACCGUGUGCCCCGGCCUCUUCGAGGAACUGCUGCUGCUACUGCAGCCCCUGGCCCUGCUGCCCUUCAGCCUCGACUUGCUAUUCCAGCACCGGCUCCUGCAAAGUGGGCAGCAGCAGCGGCAACACAAGGAGCUGCUGCGGGUGUCCCAGGAUCUGCUGCUGUCCGCGCACUCGACAUUGCAGUUGGCCCGGGCCAGGGGCCAGGAGGGGCCUGGAGACAUGGACAGGGCAGUCCAUGGGGAGCGGGUGAAGGGUGUGGGUGCCCCUGAAGGUGGAGAAGAUGAGGAGGAAGAGGAGACAGAAGAGGUGGCAGAGGCAGCUGGGGGCUCAGGGCGUGGCAGGUGGGCCCGAGGCGGGCAGGCUGGCUGGUGGUACCAGCUCAUGCAGAGUUCCCAGGUCUACAUAGAUGGCUCAGCUGAGGGCUCUAGGUUCCCCCGUGGUGGCAGCAAUAACAGCAGUGAGAAAAAGAAAGGGGCCGGAGGCGGAGGACCACCCCCCCGAGAGGGAGUAGUUGAGGGGGCAGAGGCCUGCCCUGCUCCUGAGGAGACCCUUGGCCGGGACAGGGGCUGGCCCUUCUGGAUGGGAAGCCCCCCCGAUUCUGUGCUGGCUGAGCUGAGGCGUAGCCGGGAGAGGGAGGGGUCCACUGUCCCCCCAGCAGAAAAUGAGGAAGGAGCCUCAGAGCCUUCACCUGGGGGCAUCAAGUGGGGACAUCUCUUUGGCUCCCGAAAGGCUCAGCGGGAGACCCGGCCCACAAACAGGCUACCGUCUGACUGGCUGAGCCUGGACAAGUCCAUGUUCCAACUAGUGGCACAGACAGUGGGUGCCCGCCGAGAGCCAGAGCCCAAGGAGAGCCUGCAGGAGCCACACUCCCCAGUCUUGCCCUCCAAGCCUCCAUGCGAGGUGAAGGCACUGUGCCAUCAUCUGGCUACAGGCCCUGGACAGCUGAGCUUCCACAAGGGAGAUAUCCUACGGGUGCUGGGGCCAGCUGGAGGAGACUGGCUGCGCUGCAGCCGUGGCCCCGACACCGGCCUGGUGCCUCUGGCCUAUGUGACCUUGACCCCAACUCCAAGUCCAACCCCCGGAAGCAGCCAAAACUGAGGCCCUGUGCAUGCUGGUGGCCUCAGGGACCCUCAUAACCCCUGACUCAGAGCCUGAGAGCCCUUCCCAAGCCCUCUGGCUUGGCCACAGAGAGUAGACUGAGAGCUGGGGGCCAUACAUCCCUGUGCUCAGUAUUAAUUACUCCCCAUUAACUGUCCCAGUGACCUCAUCCAGACCUCCACCCAGGAAAGGAGGGAAGGGAUGCAACACUGGGAUGCCAGGAUUUCCCCAGCCCAUCUGGGCCAGCCCUGCCAUAGGUACAGAUAAGCACGUCCCUGUGGAGGGAGGUGACCAGAGGCCCAUUUGCAGGGUUCCCUAGGCCAGGUAGUGAGGAGGAGAAGUGACAGUAUUGGGGCCAGCUCCCUAAGUCCCCAAAUGUAAAUAAGCUGUGGCCAGUGCCUGGUGGUCAGAAGAGGGAGGAGGAGCCCAGGCUUCUGUUUAUGUAUUUAUUUAUUUAUUUAUUACACCUAUUAAUAAAAAAGGUGCUCGGCC